UCUCUCUGUCUCCAUCUCUCUCCCCUGCAGUCACAUCAUCUCUGUCCCCAAUGUGAUUAAACUCCUCUCCUUCUCCCGGUGUCGUUCUCUCCGGGGGAUUUUCGAUGUUCAGAUUCACGUCUUAGCUGUGGAAUGAUGUUUUAUGCGCCCUUCAGAGAUGCUCGAGGACCUCCCAUGCAUCGGAUGCCCUACGUCGCCUCUCCGUAUGAGCGCCCAGCCUGGAACCCGCGAUACUGUGUCAUCUCUGGAAACCAGCUUCUUAUGCUCGAUGAGGAGGAGGUUCACCCACUGUUGAUCCGAGAGAGGAGAAGCGAUCCGGCCAGAAGCAAAUUCCUGAGGCGUACAGUCAGCGUCCCCGUGGAGGGGAAACACCCCGACGAGCACGAUUUUCACCUCGCCCGUUCCCGGAGGAAAAGCGUCCCAGGGGGGAAGCAGCACAGCAUGGACGCCCCCCCCACCGCUCCCUUCCGACCGUCGCAGGGAUUCCUGAGUCGUCGUCUGAAGAGCUCUAUAAAGAGGACAAAGAGUCAGCCCAAACUGGACAGGACCAGCAGCUUCAGGCAGAUCCUCCCGCGAUUUCGGAGUGCUGACCAUGAUAGGGCACGCCUCAUGCAGGCGUUUAAGGAGUCACACUCCCACGAGUCCCUGCUGAGUCCGAGCAGCGCGGCGGAGGCUUUGGACUUGCAGCUGGAUGAGGAUUCUGUGGUGAAGCCGGUGCACAGCAGCAUCCUGGGACAGGAGUUCUGUUUUGAGGUGACCACGGCAUCCGGCACCAAGUGCUUCGCCUGCCGCUCGGCUGCCGAGAGGGACAAAUGGAUCGAGAACUUGCAGAGGGCGGUGAAGCCAAACAAGGAUAACAGCCGGCGGGUGGAUAACGUCCUUAAGCUAUGGAUCAUCGAAGCCCGCGACCUCCCCCCCAAGAAGCGCUACUACUGUGAGCUGUGUUUGGAUGACAUCUUGUACGCCCGCACCACCAGCAAGGCCCGGGCCGAGACGGUCUUCUGGGGAGAGCACUUCGAGUUCAACAACCUGCCCGCCGUGCGGAACCUGCGCCUGCACCUGUACAAGGACACGGACAAGAAGCGCCGCAAGGAGAAGAGCAACUACGUGGGCAUGGUGAACGUGCCCAUCGCCAGCAUAAGCGGGCGCCACUUUGUGGAGCAGUGGUACCCGGUCUCCCAACCCACCUCGUACAAGGGCAAGAGCAGCUGCCCCUCCAUACGCCUAAAAUCCCGAUACCAAACCAUGAGCAUCCUCCCCAUGGAGCUGUACAAGGAGUUUGCCGAGUAUGUUACCAACAACUACCGGAUGCUGUGUGCCGUGCUGGAGCCGGUGCUAAGUGUCAAGAGCAAAGAGGAGGUGGCCUGUGCAUUGGUGCAUAUCUUACAGAGCACGGGGAAAGCCAAGGAUUUUCUUUCGGACAUGGCUAUGACAGAGGUUGAUCGCUUCCUUGACAGAGAGCACCUUAUUCUCCGUGAGAACACACUUGCAACUAAAGCCAUAGAGGAGUAUCUGAAACUGAUAGGACAGAGAUACCUCAAGGAAGCCAUCGGUGAGUUUAUUCGGGCUCUGUAUGAGUCGGAGGAGGACUGUGAGGUUGACCCCAUGCGCUGUCCACCCUCUGUACUGCCCGAUCACCAGGCCAAUCUCAGGAUGUGCUGUGAACUCGCACUUUGCAAAGUCUUCAACUCCCAUUGCGUAUUUCCUCGGGAGCUGAAGGAGGUCUUUGCGUCCUGGAGGAUGCGCUGUGCAGAGCGCGGCAGGGAAGACAUCGCAGACCGACUCAUCAGUGCCUCGCUCUUCCUCCGCUUCCUGUGUCCGGCCAUCAUGUCCCCCAGCCUCUUCGGCCUGAUGCAGGAAUACCCUGAUGAGCAAACAUCUAGGACCCUCACACUCAUCGCUAAGGUCAUCCAGAACCUGGCCAACUUCAACUUCAACAGGUUCAGCAGUAAGGAAGAACACAUGUCCUUUAUGAAUGAGUUCCUGGAGGCAGAAUUGGCCAAUAUGCAGAAUUUCCUGUACGAGAUUUCCAACAUGGAUGCGCUCACCAACAGCAGCAACUUCGAGGGCUACAUCGACCUAGGGCGGGAGCUGAGUACCCUGCAUGCUCUGCUCUGGGAAGUGAUCCCCCAACUUAGCAAGGAUGCCCUCGCAAAGUUGGGUCCUCUUCCGCGCCUUCUCAACGACAUCAGUCUUGCGCUCAGGAACCCCCACAUCCAGAGACAGCCAAGUCACCAAGAGAGGCUGCCACCCCCCAAACCCGUCAUCCUGAGGGGGCCAUCUGCUGAGAUGCAAAGCUAUCUGGCGCGAGACCUCAACAGCUCCAUGGACAUGACCCGUCUCCCCUCUCCAACGAAGGAUAAGUCCUCCAAGGACAUGUUCUUUGUGUCACGUCGUCCCCUCACACGCUCCUCGCCUGCCUAUUGCACCAGCAGCUCGGAUAUCACAGAGCCGGACCAGAAGAUGCUAAGCGUCAACAAGAGCGUGUCCAUGUUAGACUUGCAGGACAGCCGCAUGAACAGUGUGUCCAACCUGCAGGCUGUAGGGGACUUGCUCAAUUCCAGCCAGGCCUCCAUAUCUGGUGGACUACGCCCGGGAGGCCGGCUCUCCCAGGGAAGCGGGUCCAGCAUAGCGGCCGGUCUGCGGCUCAGUCAGAUGGGGGUCACGACCGACGGGCUCUCGGCUCAGCAGCUGCGCAUUCCCUUGUCCUUCCAGAACCCGCUCUUCCACAUGGCCCCCGACGGUCCCACCGGACCUCCCCCUCACGCGGCUCCUCACAGGCCGGACCCUGGAGCAGACGCCUUCGCCCCUUUCCACGGUUACAGCAAGAGCGAGGACUUGAGCUCCGGGAAGCACCUGCUCCACAGUCACAGCUACAGCGACGAAUUCAGCCGGCAGGGGUCAGAGUUCAGCAAGAGGCAGCUUUCCCUCCAGGAUAAUCUCCAACACAUGCUUUCCCCUCCACAAAUCACCAUUGGCCCCGGAGUGCCACGCAGGCAGGACUCUCAGCCUCCUCCCCUACACAGGGGCAAGUCCCAGCAGCUGACGGUACAGGCCGCUCACAAACCCCGUCCUAGCAGCGGCAACCUCCUGCAGAGCCCAGAACCCAUGUACGGAGCACCACGAGUCAGGCAACAGUCGGUCGAGAAGGACACGGGGGGUUUAAAACCCACCAUAACCAAGCAGCAUUCCCACACGCAGUCCACCCUGAACCCAGUCACUCCGGCCUCAGAACGCACCGUGGCCUGGGUGUCCAACAUGCCCCAUCUGUCUGCCGAUAUCGAGAGCUCUCACAUAGAACGGGAGGAGUACAAGCUGAAGGAGUAUUCUAAAUCCAUGGACGAGAGCCGCCUUGAAAGGGUCAAAGAGUACGAGGAGGAAAUUUACUCCCUAAAAGAACGGUUGAUGAUGUCAAACCGGAAGCUGGAGGAAUACGAGAGGCGCCUUCUCACCCAGGAAGAACAAACUAACAAAAUGCUGCAGCAAUACCAGUCCCGCCUGGAGAUCAGCGAAAAGCGCCUGCGUCAGCAGCAAAUGGAGAAGGACACGCAGAUCAAGAGCAUCAUAAACAGGUUGAUGCUGGUGGAGGAGGAGAUCAGGAAGGAUCACACCCAAGAACCCAUCGAUAUGAAGAGGAGACUUAUCGAGGCUCAGGUGGAAAUUACAAUGUCAUUGUGCCUUUCUGUGUCACAUCGUCAUCACACCCUGUCUCUGUCUCCCAUCUUAGAGUCUGUGUCACAGACCUGGCAUCGGCGGAUGCGGCUGAUUGCCGAGGGAACUCCACCCAGAGCCAGAGAUUACCCCUACACCACUAUGCCCCAGCCCCACCGAUUCUCUCGGCAGCACCUGCUGGAAACAGGAGAAGAAGUUUCCCUCCGUGGGUUCAGCAGACCCGCGUCUGAGGCUGGCGAGUCCAUGGAAUGGGGCCCUUCCACCUCUGCCUCCUCGACUCCAAAUCACAGAAAAUGGAGACUUUCUAAACUCAAGUGACCAUCACUAACCGGAGCUGAGGGGUCCAUCCACGAGCCUGGGUGGGAGGAGGAGGGGAGAUUGGGAUUUCCCCACUGAGGCAUCUGUCCACGAGCCUAAUGGGUGGGGGGCCGGGAUCCUCCUGUCCAACCCUGACUCUGACCCCCUCCCUCUGUGCCGUCCAGACCUGCGGCCGACAAUCUGUGUGACCCCCAAACACAUGUGGGAAGUAGAGAGGAGAGAGAGAGAAGGGGACAGCGCACUGAACUAUACCUAAUCAUGUAACCCCGAGCCCUACACCUGAGUUUACCUUGGUCUUCUCUGCUUAUCCGUUUCUUUUUCCUCCACUCCAAACAUUUGUUUAUUUUCCUCCAAUCCCUUUGUCUCCCUGGCUUCCCUCUCCAAGCUCUCCGUCUCAGGUCCGAGGCCCUGGGAUUCGCACUGACAGAUCUGCACUGUAGGGGACACCCCCCAACUGUACCACACACAUAUUUCCACUUCUCACAUCUCUCACCAUCUUUUAUUUAUUAUUCCUUUCUCAUUGAUCCUCCACCCAAAAUCUCCCUCUACCAAUAUAAUCAAUUUUCUUUUACCUCUCCAUAUAUCCUCGCCCCCCCCAUCGAUCUCCCCAUAUCCUCCCACUUUUCUGUUCUGUGUGAAAUGAGAAAAAAAAAAUUCACAUGAGCCAACCAGCUGAGGCGACUCCUGUCACAUGGGAAAUAGGGAGAAGGCUUGGAAAGAGAGAAUGAAAGGGCAAAUGGAAGAAAAUGUAUGUACAUACUAAAGAACACAAAAGAAAUCAUGGUAGAAAGGGUGCAGGAAAGAGUCGAACAAACCCCAUUGCCCUUAGUGUACGGAGAGGAAGGAAAGUGAUUGUGUAAAAGCAAGAAAUAAGGAACACAAGGUGUUUGGGGAUCUAGAAUGAAGCUUGGUGGAGUGAGGGAAUUCUAUGGAUCCAGAAUGAGGCAGCUUGGUGGAGUGAGGGAAUUCUAUGGAUCCAGAAUGAAGCAGUUUGGUGGAGUGAGGGAAUUCUAUGGAUCCAGAAUGAAGCAGCCUGGUGGAGUGAGGGAAUUCUAUGGAUCCAGAAUGAAGCAGCUUGGUGGAGUGAGGGAAUUCUAUGGAUCCAGAAUGAAUCAUCUUGGUGGAGUAAGAGAAAUCUAGGGGUCUCAAACAAAGCAGCUUGCUGGAGUGAAGAAAGAGUCCUAGUGAGGAUAGUAAAGGGGUUCUUGAAUAAAGUAGCUUGUUGGUAUGAAGAAAGGUUGAUAUUUCCUGAACACGGCUGUUUUUGAGAUCAGGGAUUGAAGGAUUUCUAAUGGUUCCAGAAAGAUGCAGCUUGUUGGAGCAAGAGAUGGCGGUGGCUUCCAGGAGGAAGCCUCAUGCAGGGGUUGGGGAUGAAUCCUUCCAGCUGGUUAUACAGGUACAUCGUACAUUUUACCUCCUUACAUGGGCAGCUGAUCUGGGAGACUAAGGAUCGCUCAAUUUGUAUGAUUAUUAUUAUUAUUGAACUUUAUUUAUUUCGCUAAACCUGUCAAUCCACGUGGAGCCGAACGAGUGAUGUCCUUCGCCCAAAGAGCUUACAAUCUAACUCCGCUUCCUGUGACACGGGGAGAUUACAAAUACCUUGGCCUCAAAGGUCGCAUGGAACUUGCGGUUGGAUGGGGAGGGAGGCGGGAAGGGGGUAGUUCUACCCAAAUCAGAGGUCGAUGCCAUAACCCGCAGGGCCCCUCUUCACCCUGGUGACAGGAGCUGCCUGCCCUGAAAUGAAUGUGUCAGUAAAGAUAUUCUGAUUGUAUUUGGUUCUUUUUGACGUUAUGUGUAAAUAUAAAACAUUUAAGAAAA
Spea bombifrons (plains spadefoot toad) is the source of this 5808-nucleotide messenger RNA. RefSeq names its product synaptic Ras GTPase activating protein 1 (gene SYNGAP1). The transcript has 20 exons. The record is from RefSeq and is a predicted model, not a curated record. Lineage: Eukaryota; Metazoa; Chordata; Amphibia; Anura; Pelobatidae. Gene Ontology annotation, biological process: negative regulation of Ras protein signal transduction; regulation of GTPase activity. Bases 133 to 3990 code for a protein of 1285 amino acids.